AUGAGGGUCCACAAUAGCGUUGAGAAUGAGGCGUUUGCGGCUUGGCUUGGGCAGAUGAGCCAUGAUUCCCGAUGCCCAACAAAUUACACCGCAUUCUCGAAGCGGGCGAUUCUAGCGAUGAGAAACGAUACAGUCGCUGAGUUUAAUGAUAGAGUUCUACAGCAAAUUCAAGGUGAAGUGCACACGUACUAUUCGGUAGACACUGUUGACAGUGGUAAUUCAGAAGAGAAUGCAAAUCUGCUACCUCCAGAAUAUCUGCAGGGUCUCAAUCCGUCUGGCCUCCCACCGUCUAUCAUCAAACUAAAGGUGGGAGCACCAAUAACUCUUCUACGCAAUCGAUUUCCAAAGCAAGGUCUCUGCAAUGGAACACGAAUGACAGUAACUAAGCUGGGUGUACGGUGCAUUGAAGCCAAGAUUCUGGGUGGUGAGUUUGAUGGGGAGCCAAAGGUUAUACCACGUAUACAACUUUCGUCCACUGAGGGAGAUCUACCUUUCACAUUAAUGAGAAGGCAGUUGCCUAUUCGGCUAUGCUUUGCGAUGACUGUCAAUAAAUCGCAGGGUCAAUCACUGGAUGUCGUUGGGGUUGACUUGAGGUCUGAUCCCUUCACUCACGGGCAGCUCUAUGUAGCGCUCUCGAGAGUCACAGAUGUAGCUGGCUUGAUAGUGCUGCAACGAGAUGAGACGCCGCCGCAAACGGACAACAUUAAAGGACUUAUGCUGGAGCCGGUUGGAGGACUUGAGGGUAUAUGGUUGGAGGUGGUAGAAGGUGGAUUUCUGUGUGGAUGGUAUGUUUUCGGUAAGGAAGGGAAAGAGGGGUCGGUUACGGUAUUGGAUAUAGGAUGGGGGGAAUGCAAGAAGUCGGGGGACUGGGUAUCGAAUGCUAGAAUGACUUACGGAAAUGGUGGGGAGGAUCCAGGCAUGGAGGAAAUGGGAGAGAAGGAUAGAGUUGGAUACGGGAUGGUGGGUGAAAUUGCAUAG
Messenger RNA from Morchella sextelata, 978 nucleotides. RefSeq lists its product as uncharacterized. Lineage: Eukaryota; Fungi; Ascomycota; Pezizomycetes; Pezizales; Morchellaceae. The transcript is spliced from 5 exons. The record is from RefSeq and is a predicted model, not a curated record. Bases 1 to 978 code for a protein of 325 amino acids.